Molecule: messenger RNA, 1044 nt
Organism: Fusarium keratoplasticum
Lineage: Eukaryota; Fungi; Ascomycota; Sordariomycetes; Hypocreales; Nectriaceae
Product: BTB domain-containing protein
Exons: 2
Coding region: 1-1044 (347 amino acids)
Source: RefSeq, a predicted model, not a curated record
AUGAGCACGCCUAGUCCCGCCCACAAGCGCAAGCGAGGCGACGAUUCGCCGCCCGGGAGAAGCCUCGGCAGAGAGGAAGUUAUCUUGGAGCGUGUCGCUCCCGAUGGAGAUGUCGUCUUUGUCCUCGGUGGGGGAACCGGCAAGGUCCAGGUUCAAUCGAGCAUCAUGAAGAGUGCCUCUCCUGUCUUUUCCGCCAUGUUGGCAGGUCAUUUCAGAGAAGGCCAGAUGCUCCAUGAUGCUGCGGCUAGCGGCCAGUCAGUCGAGAUUCCUCUUCCUGGUGAUGAUUUCGAGGCCUUCAAGCUCAUCUGCAUCGCAAUCCAUCGCCAAGCCAGCACCACACAGUACUGGCCAUCCGAAGAAGUGCUUAUGCGAGUCCUCCAGAUCGCCGACAAGUACAAUCUUGUCGACUCGGUUUUCCUUUCCAUGGAAUUUUGGGCCAGAAAAUAUGUCCCCGAUCCAACUCUCAACCACUUUCUUCUCAUGAUCAUAUGCCACCAAAUUAAGUCUCAAGAACUCUUUCAACUCUUCAGUCGAUCUCUCGUCCUCAACCAUGGGGGGUCAUUCAUGUCCCUUGCUACUGAGAACGAGCAGCAUAUCUGCGACUCGGUUCCUCGUGGAACUAUCUAUAAGCUAGCAUGCGCCCUUGAAGAAAUGCGAGCAACUAUGAUGCGGAGGAUUACAAAGUUCAUCAAUGCCGAACUGAUGGCCCGGUUCAAUAAUGGCCACUCGGAUAAUGAAAUGUCCUCGGACAUUAUACCAUACUAUCGACUACUCAGAGGGGUGUUGGAUUCCUACUCGAGGAACCCCGGCCUACACAGCGUCGGCAACGACUACUCGAUCAGCGACCUGACCUCACAGAUCCUAAAAAUCGAAACUAGUUUUCCAGCGGAGCGCUCCUACAACAGAACUGCGCCAAAUGCCAUUCCAGUUUACAUGGCGUUAUUGAGGCGGUUGCGAGGCUUGAAUGAGAACUUUGUCGGGUUGUGUCUCGACUGUCUUGAGGUUGACAAGUUGGACUUUGACUGCCGAGGAGUCCACAAGUAA